AUGGCUGAAAAUAAUAUAUCUUAUAAUGGUUCUGAUUAUUCUAGUACAGAUAAUCCUUCAAAUGUCUCAACACCUCAACAUAUAAAUGAAUCUAAAGGAGUAAUACCAGAUCAAAUUCGUUUUUUACCUAUUGCUAACGUGACACGUGUUAUGAAACGUGCCAUACCACAACAAGGAAAACUUUCUAAAGAAGCUAGAGAAUGUGUUCAGGAGUGUGUUUCUGAAUUUAUUAGUUUUAUUGCAUCUGAAGCUAGUGAUAAAUGUGCUAUGGAAAAGAGGAAAACUAUUACAACUGAAGAUAUUUUAUUUGCUUUUAAACAAUUGGGAUUUGACAAUUAUUAUGAAUAUUUGACAAGAUUUACCAAAAAAUAUCGUGCUGCUCAAUGGAGUGGUAUUGGAAAGUAUCCUUUAAAGACAAAUGAUGUUAAAGAAGAACAAUCAACUAAUAGUCAACAUAAUAUUGAUGUAAAAAAUCAAAAUAAUUCACAGUUAUCAAAUAUUCAAUCUAUACCUAAUCAUCCACCACAACAACAGCAGCAGCAACAACAACAACAAAAUCAAGUUACAACACAAACACAAGAUCAACAACAAGUUCAAAAUCAAACUUCUAGUUCAAUUCAAGUACAGGGAGCCAUAAUAACUGAACCUAUUGUUAUUCCAAGUCAGGGACAAAUGUCAUUAAUGGUAGAUAGUGAUACAGGAGUUCAUUAUUUAGUUCAUUAUGGACCUGAUGGAACAACAUAUGGAAUUCCAGUUAAUGUUGCUGUUUCUAGAGUACCACCUAAUGGAAUUAUCUCAUCUACGGCGAUUCAGGCACACCAACAAAAUACGUAG
This is a messenger RNA of Strongyloides ratti, 834 nucleotides long. RefSeq names its product Nuclear transcription factor Y subunit beta. Gene Ontology annotation, cellular component: CCAAT-binding factor complex. The transcript has a single exon. Gene Ontology annotation, molecular function: DNA-binding transcription activator activity, RNA polymerase II-specific; protein heterodimerization activity; RNA polymerase II cis-regulatory region sequence-specific DNA binding. The record is from RefSeq and is a predicted model, not a curated record. Bases 1 to 834 code for a protein of 277 amino acids. Gene Ontology annotation, biological process: regulation of transcription by RNA polymerase II. NCBI's taxonomy places the organism in Eukaryota, Metazoa, Nematoda, Chromadorea, Rhabditida, Strongyloididae.